This is a messenger RNA of Phyllopteryx taeniolatus (common seadragon), 6114 nucleotides long. It is a transcript of the gene tbc1d32, whose product is annotated as TBC1 domain family, member 32. Gene Ontology annotation, biological process: non-motile cilium assembly. The coding region runs from base 133 to 4068 and encodes 1311 amino acids. The transcript is spliced from 37 exons. The record is from RefSeq and is a predicted model, not a curated record. Lineage: Eukaryota; Metazoa; Chordata; Actinopteri; Syngnathiformes; Syngnathidae.
AAACGCAGCACUAAAUUUGUUAUGCUAUCCCACAAUGCCUCGCGGCAUCGUAGACGUUUCCAUAGAGACGCGAAUGGCAGCCGACUAAUAAUAUCAGCAGUUUGAAGAGAAGGCGUUAAAUGGACGCUAGGGAUGUCUGACGAGGAUGAGGAGCAGCUGGCGGCUCUGCUCAAGCACUUCCUGAGGAGCGUCGGCGAGCGAAUCUGUGGCGCUCCUUCGCCUCAAAGCGCCCAGGAGAUCCUUCUUCAUUUGGAGGAGACCGACAACAACUUCCACAAUUAUGAGUUUGUCAAGUACCUGCGCCGGCGCUUGGAGACCUCCCUGGGUGGCGUGGUGGACGAGGAGAUCAGGAAGUUGUCGCGAGAAGACGGCCAACACGCCGUCGGCUCGGGUCACGACGCCAUCGUCCACGCGGCGACCGGCCGGAGCCGAGCGUCGACACAGUACCAAGACGCGACGCAGACUUUGAGAACCACUGUGACCGCGGCGGUGGAGUGUUUAGUCAGCAGAUUUGACGAGGACCACUCAAGGAAGGAGGAGGAGAUGCAGCACGGCCGCUACGCCGACGACUGCUCCGACAGCGACUCCUCUUUCAAUCAGAGUUACGGCUUCAUUCGACAGGAGCAGCUGCAGACUUUGGCUGAGAAACUGGACUCAAGUCACCCCAAAGAGGUGCGCAGGGAAGCCGUGGAGGUGCUCCGUCGCGCGCCGCCGUCUGACGUGCUGAGCUGCGAGGGCUGGCCCCGCCUACGCCACAAUUUGUGCGUCGCUCUGACCGAGCCCGACCCCGAGCUGAGUGACCACGUUCUUCAGUUCUUCGCUAAGAGCUUCUCCUCGUCGCCAAUGAGCGUCACCCAGGAGAUCUACACCAGCCUCGCUAAAAGUGUGGAGUCCAGUUUUCUGUCCCUCAAGUUGAGCUUUCCCAGCGGUGCCGCUGGCUUCGACAUCAACAGGCCCGAGAUCAGUUCUCUCCUCAAACGGAUGCGUCUGAUGAACGACUUUCAAAAAGAGGCGACCGCCUUCUGGAUCCGCCACCCAGAGAAGUACAUGGAAGAAAUCAUCGAGAGCACCUUCUCCCUCCUUUCUCUCCAUCGCGACUCACCGGAGAAAUUCUUGGAGCCCACUCACCUGCUGGCCCUGUUGGAUGUUCAAGCCACGUGGUUCACGAAAUGGAUGCACGGCUCGUACAGCAGGACGGUGGUUCUCAGGCUCCUCGAGAGCAAAUACAAGAGUCUGAUGGAGGCCGCUCUGCAGCAGUGCGUCCUUUACCAGGAACGCUGCCAGCGUUGCGCUCGUCUCCGCUCGGAGGAGCAGCACAACUCAGGGUCGGACGCGAGCAGCGUCUAUAGCGGUAAGGAGCUGCAGUACGCACUGGUCGUCCAUUCGCUGUGCGUCUUGGGCAAAGUCGUCCUCUACGCCAACGGCAGGAAGCUCUUUCCCAUCCAAGUGGCUGCACGCAAAGAUCCAGUCAGUUUGACGGACCUUGUCGUGAUUCUCACAAACAUCAUGUGCCAACACCCGCAGCCUUUUUGCCAUGAUAGCCCACACACAGACACGCUGUGCCCCAGCGGCCUGGUGAUGGCGACGCUGCGCGCCAUGUGUGAGAGGACCGAGUGCGCCGACCAGUGUCUCCGCCAGACGCCCGUCAUCCAGACUCUGAUGGCGCCCGUCGUCCAGGCGCUCGGUGGAGGCCAGAGCAAAUUAAAGUGUCCUGCAGCCACACUGCCUCUGGUCGCGGACGUCCUGGCUCGAAUUGUCAACACACACGGAGGCUUAGCUCUCUUUCUGUAUGAGAAGAACCUGCUCGUAGGCCACGGCGAGAGGAGCACGGCCGCUCACGUGCUGCUCCGCUACACGCUGAAGCUGUUGGAUCGGGAGCUCUCGGCGCCGGGCGAAGGCGAAGGGGACUCGUCUCGUGCUCUGUGCGGGGCCUUCAUCUUUGUUUGCAGGCAGAUGUACAACACCUGCGAGGGCCUGCAGGUGCUGCGAGCGUACGGCCUGCACAAGGCCGUCGCUGCCGCCUGGAGAAAGACCAGUUCCUUGUCUGAAACGAUUCCGACCCCGGUGCCUGGAAACAACCCUGCAACGUCCACACAGGAAUUGCAAGACGUGCAAAUGUGGGAGGAAACAUUGCUGGACAGCCUGCUGAACUUUGCAUCGACCCCCAAGGGCGUGCUGAUGCUUCAGCAGACCGGAGCCAUGCAGGAGUGCGUCUCACACAUGUUCUCUCGCUUUAGCAAAAAAAUGCAGGUGAGCCGCUUUGAAAAGUUUGGCUAUGGCGUCAUGGUAACCCAGUUAGCGGCCACGACGGCAGGCGCGACGGCUUUGCAGCGUUCGGGCUUUGUGCGGGCCCUGGUUCUGGAGCUGUGGUCAGCGCUGGAAUGCCGCAGCGAGGAUGCCAGGGCGGUUCGACCCAAACCCACGCCCAUGGAUCCCAUAGACAGGAGCUGCCUCAAGUCCUUCCUGUCCCUGGUCAACUUGCUCUCAUCCUCGCAGUCCACAUGGCAGCUGCUGGCUGGACAACAUUUGGCCAACAAGAGUGAAUACACACCGAGGGAAGUGCCAAGCUCAGUGCCUGACUUGAUUGACAGGCUGAUUGCUGUGAAUUCCGCCGCCAAGAUCCGCGCCCUCUUCCACUACGAGCAGUCGCACACAUUCGGCCUGAGAUUGCUCAGCGUGCUGUGCUCCAGUCUGGACAGCUUCCUGCUGCUGGAGAGCCAAUACAGCAUCUGCUCCAUGCUGCUGCAAAGCCAGAGGGACAACGUGGCCAACCAGGACACCGCCGACGGGAGCUUCAUCAUAGACAACGUGUCGGUGGAGAGGAACCACGUGCUGGUUCGUGUUGCCGUCGUCGGAGGCCCGUCUGAGAGAAGACUCCCCCCACGAGCCUUGCAGCAGGGAGAUGAUCCUUAUCCGUGGCCCAUGUUUUCAUCCUUCCCUCCCCCCACCUGCUACACUUCGGACCCACCAAGACCCCAACAGAACCCGCUGGGUGAGAUUCUCUCCGUGUUGUUUGUGCUGGUACAUGAACUAGGGAGUGUCACCUCCCCUCGUCGGACAGAACCUGAGCUGAUUGACUUCUUCACCUCACCUCAAACUGCAAAGACGGAAGACAGCUGGAUGGAAACGUGCCGCCGGCUUUACCGCAAAGUUGUGACAGCCGGGCACCACGGCUUGAGCGCCACAGUGUUGGCUGACCUCCUGGAGAAGGUUGUUUUCCAUCUGUCCAAACAUUCCACGGCGUGCUGCUUCUCUCCGCCUGGGUACAACAAAGCACUGGAGACGAGCCUGGACUGUGUGGCAUUGUCGCCUGUGGAAAUUCUUGGCAUGGACGUCUGUCUCAGAUACGGCAUCUCCCUCAAACUCGUUCAACAAGAAGAUUCGGCAAGCCACCUGACGCUCCUCAUGAAGCACGUCAAGAAUUUCCUGGCCCGGCGGAGGAUUCCAGUGUCCUCGCCACUCCUCAUCAGUCAGGACGAAUAUCCUGGCUACGAUUGGUUGACCUCGACGGUGUUCCUGAUGAUGUCGGGAGACUGGCAGCGAUCUCUGAGGGUGCUGCGCAAUCUGUCCUCUCUGCUCACUUCUGCCCUCCUUUGGCCGGCCAGCAUAUAUGCCUCUGUGGACCUUCCGGCGCGAGUGGCCGAGUCGGGAAUGUCUCCGCUGUACUGGAGCUCGGCCCACUACGUGGAGAUGCUGCUGAAGGACGAACUUCAACUGGUGCACGCCGCCUUCCGGAUGUCCGGGUUCACUCCAUCGCAGAUGUGCGUGCACUGGCUGACUCAGUGCUUCUGGAACUUUCUGGACUGGCCUGAGAUCUGCCACUACGUGUGCCUUUGCGCACUGAUGGGAGCCGACUACCAGGUGUACGCCUGCCUGGCCGUCCUCAAGCAUCUGCAGCCACAACUGCUGCAGCAAACACAAGCCCGCCAGAUGCAGGUGUUCCUCAAGGAGGAACCCAUCCAGGGAUUCAGGUUUUGCGACUACCUGGACUUCAUGGAGCUCCUGGAAAGACGCUACCGGAACCUCGUGCUCAGCGACAUGAAAAACAUCCACAACCCAGACCAGUAAACACGGAGAGGGGAACGCUCACCGAGUCGGCAGCAUACGAGAGAACCGUCCGCCCUCUUUGUGGAGGAAAAGCCCCCGAAAAUGUUUUCUUAUUCAAGUCCACGGAUGAAGGCAGGUCGCUUCCUGGUGUCCUGCAGCUCUCGUUUCAGUCCAGUGAAGGGCGGAAAUGAAACGACGCUCUCGAGGCGGGCAGAUGUCGCGGCACGUGAGAGCGCUUGAGGCUGAUAAGAUGUCGUAGUGGGUGGCGGCCAUAUCUGGCGUGUCGCUCGUUCCGCUCGACGAAAAGGUCAUCGGCAAACCGAGCGGCGUUAUCUGAACUGCAACUCCACUUCAAAUCCGGAACAACUUGAAGCGAGGCGACGAGGAGCUCGGUCCACACGUCCAAACAUGAGAUUUGCCUGCAAAAAAGGGCAUUGUUUGUGCACAAAAAGUUAUCUUUUGCCUCAAAAGUGCGAAAUAUUAUUACAGCAAAACUGCAAUAUUGCCAUCGAAACAAUAUGUUUACUCAAAAUCUACAUUUGGCAAUGAAAAUGUGAUUUGCCUCAUAAAUUUUGUUCACCAAAUUUCUAUGAUUGACCACAAAACUAUCCGGAAAAUGUAUGGCUGAAUGUUUGAAAUGUACUGUAAUUUCUCGUGUAUAACGCACACCACCAAAGUUGACCUCAAAAUUGUGGAAAAUCCUUCUACCUAUGUAUAAUGCAUUUUUACAAUGCAUGAUUUUGCUUCUACCCAUAUGAUCGAAACAUGAAGUAUUAUCUGUAUUUUGUUAGUUUUUUCAAAUAAUUAUUCUGAAGUUAAAUAUCUAAUUUGAACACACAAUACUUUCUUUUUUUUUUUACUUGCUCUUAUUUUGAAAUUCACAGACCUACUUUUAUUUAGUAAAUGGGAAAACACAAAGUUGUGCUCAUAUGUUUGCUUACCCAAGCAGGAUUUGUAAGAUGUGUACAAUUCUUUGAAGAAAACAUGAAGGACCAGGUGAAACACAUUUAAUUUUAUUUUAAUGGGAUUCAAAUUAAACUGUCAAGCAUUUCAGAAAAGCAUGAUCAUGAAACAAAACAUAACUAUAAAGAAAUUAAUGAUGGUUGUUGUUCAGUCAUCAGUCGUAUUAAAAAAAACAAUAUUUCGCAAAUUCUCCCUGGGUAUGUACACUUAUGAGCACAAUUGUACAUAUAUGCAGUCAUAUGUACCCUGUCAUAUUGAAAUGACCUUUUUCAUAACCUCGAGGUGGCAUACAAGAAUGAAAGUGUACAACUUUUUCAUAACCUGUAGGGGGCGGUGGCAUAGUGGAAUGAAAGUGUACAGCUUUUUCAUAACCUCUAGAUGGCGGCAUAAAUUGAUAAAAUAUGAAAGGCUUUCAUUUUCUCCUAUACCUAUGUAUAAUGCGCACUAUUGACUUUUGACAAUUUUUGGGGGUAAAAAAUGGGCAUUAUAUACGAGAAAUUACGAUACAUACGUAGUUUGCCUUAAAAGACUUUUUGCUGGGAAAAUUUUUGACUUUUGCCUAAAUAGAAUCGUUAAGUUUCCCAUGUAAAGGUCACAUGUUGCCACAAUUCACAAUUGGUUUUCUGUCUGCCCGCAGUCUGGCCCGCCUAAUUGGUGGGUCCCAUAGCCGCACCUGCCCGCCAUCGGCCGGCUUCACCUGUCUGCUGUCAGCCGUGGCCGCGAUUCAUUUUCUGCUCCGGUGGAAGCAAGGUGCCCCCGCCCGCCGAUAGAUGGAAGAAGAAGGAGAAGGAAGAUGGGACGAAAGCGGCGGGAGGAAAAAUGAGAGAAUGUCAGCUCGCCGUGGAAUGUCAGCACUCUGGAGAGCGCGCACGUACGCACACGACCACGUUAUUGCGUCACGUAUUUAACACCCCUGUCGUCGUCAUCGUCGUCAUCCCGAUACCCGUCAGGGCCCCGGGCGGCGUCCCGUGAAAGCUGUCGAAAACGGGUCGUCCCCCUCUGAAGAGAGUUCCAUCAUCUCAGAAGAAAGACGCGUCUUGAUCUUCAGUGCAGGGGAAAUGUCGGAGUCCCCCCAGGCCGGAUGCGUCGCCCCCGGUGAUGGAG